AUGAGUUCAUACUUUUCGAUUGGUCGUCUACCGGGUUUUCACGGUAACAGUGUCUACUUCCCUGCUGAUGAGACCAUCCUGGAGGAGAGCGAAGUGUCGUCGGAGAUGGAUCAUGGGAAGCGUUCUGAGAUGCAAAAAACUCAUAAACAAAUGAGCAAGUUUCUGAGCAGAGGAGCAGCAGGGGAUAUACCGAAUGCACUACCAAGACUCGGAGGAUUGGAGUAUGUGAACCCGAGAGGUUCAUCACCGCUAGGUGCUGGUUUUCAGAAUUUCAUGCAAACUAAUGCUCACACGCCAUUCAGUGGUGGACCGGCGGCAAAUGCCUAUGGAGCGUAUUCAUCGGUUGAGCAUGAAAACGUUUUCAAUCGUGACAGUGAUGCAUUUCAUUCGAAUAAGACGACGACCGUUUUCAAUCGCGCCAAUGAUGCAUUACAUUCGAAUAAGACGACGACCGUCAAUCAAUCACGAGAGGGGCCUGUUAGCGGCUUUUCUAGUUGGAGUGAGUCAAAAUGGAGUAUGCCAACGAAAAUUUUCAGCGACUCUUACUAUGCACUUGGCACACUUAACGCAGUCGACGUUGCGGAUGUAGAACGUGGACAUGCGAAACAUCAAGAAGAGAUGAUGAGCUUGCAGAAAGAUGCUGAUUCCCUCAGAAUGCUUGAGGAAGAAGAAUCGCUCACUACUGCAGUGAAUAAAUUAUCCACCGCACAAGAUAUCGACAAUUCACUGACAACAGCAACUCAUCAGGGCACAACUCCUCAAAAACACGUUCAGAUUGCCGCAGCUGAUGCCAUCGGUCAUGACGAGGGUCGUGCCAUGAGCGAUAGCAUUUAUAUCAGUCUACCAAAUAUGCACAACGCAUACACAAGAAACUACCCUCAGCAACCCGUCUAUCAACCGAUAAUUCAACGUGAAACUGCAGAACAGAACGUGACAAACUCGAACGAAACUGAAGGGAGUGAGCCCGUGAAGUCUGUCGCCAUGAACGCUCCAAUUGAUCAAGUAUCGGAGAUAAAAACGGCAAUUGAGGACCAACCGCCGAAAGUUUUUGAAGAUUCGUUUUAUGCAUUCGACACUGAAUCUGGGGACGAUAAAUCAGACACGGGAAGUGAAAAUCCAGAGUUAGUAGAUGCCCAAGUGGAUGAUGAUAAUGAAGACAACCCCUCAGCAACCACCACAGAUUCAGUUAAACCGACUGAUCAAGUGAUCGGUUUACCGAAAGCCAAAAUCACUUGCAUACCAUCGGACUAUAAUCUAGAAGAGUUACGCGGUUUAGAGUCUUUUGGCUCGCGUUAA
This is a messenger RNA of Anisakis simplex (herring worm), 1296 nucleotides long. The record is from the annotation of a GenBank genome assembly. NCBI's taxonomy places the organism in Eukaryota, Metazoa, Nematoda, Chromadorea, Rhabditida, Anisakidae.